Rhizoctonia solani is the source of this 216-nucleotide messenger RNA. RefSeq lists its product as uncharacterized. The transcript is spliced from 2 exons. Lineage: Eukaryota; Fungi; Basidiomycota; Agaricomycetes; Cantharellales; Ceratobasidiaceae. Bases 1 to 216 code for a protein of 71 amino acids. The record is from RefSeq and is a predicted model, not a curated record.
AUGCCAGCCUCUCACGACAUUGAUUCUUCUGAGAACGAAUGGAACACACGGCCAGGUGAAACUCGAAACGCAGGCGAUCAACUGAAGAAGUGCUGGUGGGAAUAUGCCGAAUGGGCCGAUAUCAAAAAUGGUAUCUAUGAAUUUACCGAACAACUGCAACUUCCGGUUAAAUGCUCAGGAGUGUGGUACAUGGUCCCAGUCAUCCUGGUCGAAUAA